Messenger RNA from Rosa rugosa (rugosa rose), 1845 nucleotides. RefSeq lists its product as uncharacterized. Gene Ontology annotation, molecular function: nucleic acid binding; zinc ion binding. The record is from RefSeq and is a predicted model, not a curated record. The coding region runs from base 1 to 1845 and encodes 614 amino acids. The transcript is spliced from 2 exons. Lineage: Eukaryota; Viridiplantae; Streptophyta; Magnoliopsida; Rosales; Rosaceae.
AUGGAACGAGAUCGAGCCUUGGGUUCAAUCAACAGUCCACCUUGGUUUGAUGGGGAAGAUUAUUCCCAAUGGAAAAUUAUGAUGAGAGCAUUUUUGUACUCUCAAGAUGAAAAUAUGUGGAAGAUUGUUGAGACAGGGUGGGUUCAUCCAACCAAACCUGAAAAUUCUAAGGCUACUGAGUCUUCGGGGGCCAAAAUGAUUCCUAAACCAAAGGAAGAGUGGAGUACGGAAGAGGUCCGUGAUUGUAAUCAUGAUUUUAAGGCUAGGAAUAGUUUAUUCACUGCCUUAUCAAAAAAGGAAAGGGUUAGGAUUAGUCAUUGUGAGACUGCUAAGAAAGCUUGGGAUCUUCUCCAGGUUACUUAUGAGGGCAAUAAGAGAGUUAGAGCACAAAAGCUUCAGAGGUUGGUCCUAGAAUUUGAGAACAUGACAAUGGGGAAUGAUGAGUCAGUUGAUGACUUUCAUGCUAGACUUAUCAAUGUGACAAGUCAGUGUCAUAGCUUAGGUGACCCAUUUGAAGAACAUCGUAUUGUUAAGAAGUUCCUUAGAUCUCUUCCACCUAGCUUUCAGUCCAAGCAAACAGCCAUUGAGGAAGCUCAGGAUAUUGACACAUAUUCUCUAGAUGAACUUGAAGAAGAUGCUAGCACUGAAGAUUUGGAUUACUUGACAAAACAGUUCAAGAAAUUCUUUAAGUCUAGGAACUCCUCUGGUCAAGGGUCAAAAAGUGUUUCUGAGUCUAAUUCAAAACAAGGUCAAGCUUCUGACAACUCCUAUGGGAGGAACUCCAAAAAUAGUAAAUAUCUCCAAAAGAAAAACUUUAGUGAAAAACCUAAAUGUUUUGAGUGUGGUGGGAUUGGUCAUUUAGCGAUUGAUUGUGGAAACAAAAGGUACAACUCACGUGUGGGUAAAGCCUUAAGGUCCACUUGGAGUGAUAGUGAGUUUGAUACUCACUCUGAAAAUGAAGAAGAGAACAUUGCACUUACCUCAACUCUUCAUAAUGAAUCAUCUGAUGAAUCAGACGAUGAGGAGCAUUCAGAUGAAGUGAUGAAUGGUAAGUACAAGGAGCUUUAUGAAGCCUCUAGACAAAUCCUUAAGAAAAAUGAAAAAUUGAGUGAAGAGAUUGUUUUGAUUAAGAGAGAGAAAACGGAGGUUGAAGAGAGAUUGGAGUCUUGUGUAAAAAAAUGGGAGGUUGAAAGGUCUGACUUCGUUAGUCAGAUCAAGGUUUUAGAAGAAAAUUUGAAUGCUCAGGCCACUCUUGCUGGCUCACUUGCUUCUGAAAAAUUAAACCUUGAGCUUGAGUUGAAAGAGUCUCAGCAAAAGUUUUCUAAAUUCUCAAUUGGGUCAGACAAAGUGUCUAGAAUGAUUGGGAUGGGAAAAUCUGAAGGUGACAAAAAAGGCAUAGGUUUUAGUUCUGGUGAGAGCUCUAAAUCUUUGAAAUUUGUGAAGAGUUCAGGUUUCCUUCAACCUGAAAAUGUCAAUGAUAGAAGAGGCAGAGAGUUCAGUUCUAGUGAGCAUGAUAGACGUUCAGAUUUAGCAAAGAAUUAUGUUUUUCCUCAACUUGGAUAUCAUUCUUUGUCUAGAAAGUUCACCCCUAUUUGUCACCAUUGUGGAACUCCAGGUCACAUCAGACCUAAGUGUAACUAUCUUCGGAGAAAUGCACAAAGGGUCUGGACUCCUAGAAAGAGUAAUCAAAACCUCUCUCUGCAGACAAAGUUGAAAGAACACUUGAGAGAAAUUGGCAGGAUUGCUCACUUGGUUUCAAUCCCAGCGUCCUGUAUGCCUCAGAUGAAACAAAUUUGGAAAAGAAAAGAAUCUCAUCACCCUACGUUUUCUCGUACAGGUGAUUGA